AUGGAAACCGAAGCGUUUCCUUAUAGGUUCUAUAGGGGCAUAAGGCUGUACUGGCGCAGGAGGAAGUAUCAAAGGGUGGAUGGUUCGGGCUCGGGCUCCGGGAAGAAGGCUGCGAGGGCGACGAGAUUUGGGUCGAGUCGGGGAGCGAACCGCCGGUUCUGGAGGAUCCGCCGAGUUUUCAGGAUCCGGAUUAAGAUCCCGUCGCCGGUCCGGCUGAUGGCCCGGCUCAGGGACGCGUACGUUAACGUCAUGCUGGGGCUGGCCGGGAAGGAGUCGGCCUGGGCGCUCCCCAACGGACCGGAGGCUCUCUGGGCCAAACGGAUCCCCAAGCGCCGGCCGGUCCGACUCGAGCCGGGCACCUACUUUGAGCAGAGGCUCAUACUGGAGAUCUACAGGUCCUUAGCGGCUUCCGGGGAGCUGGCCGCCUUUUGA
Phoenix dactylifera (date palm) is the source of this 432-nucleotide messenger RNA. RefSeq lists its product as uncharacterized. The record is from RefSeq and is a predicted model, not a curated record. NCBI's taxonomy places the organism in Eukaryota, Viridiplantae, Streptophyta, Magnoliopsida, Arecales, Arecaceae.